This is a messenger RNA of Salvia splendens (bonfire salvia), 552 nucleotides long. Its product is annotated as ethylene-responsive transcription factor LEP. NCBI's taxonomy places the organism in Eukaryota, Viridiplantae, Streptophyta, Magnoliopsida, Lamiales, Lamiaceae. Gene Ontology annotation, biological process: regulation of DNA-templated transcription. The coding region runs from base 1 to 552 and encodes 183 amino acids. Gene Ontology annotation, molecular function: DNA binding; DNA-binding transcription factor activity. The record is from RefSeq and is a predicted model, not a curated record. The transcript has a single exon.
AUGUUUGGCAGCAGUCGAUCGGGGGGCCAAGGCGAUGAGUUCCAGUACCGGGGCGUCCAGAGAAGGUCGGACAACCGGUACAGAGCGGUGAUAAAAGGCGUGGAGGAGAAGGGAAAGAAGAAUCACCUCGGGACCUUCGACACGGCCGAGGAAGCCGCCAUGGCCUACGACUACGCGGCUCGCUCCCUGCACGGCUCCAAGGCCUACACGAACUUCGUCUAUCCUGACGGCAGGCAGCGCGGUUCCCUCACCAACAUCCCCGCCCCCGAAGAGCCCGAGUAUGAGCUCUCGCCGCAACACCCCCCCGCCCCCGCCGCCGGAUACAACUACCAGCAGGGCUACUACGGGCAGGGCCAGGGGCAGGCUUCGGGGUUCGGGCAGGUGGAGUACCCGCAGUGGGUGCCGGGGGAUGAGCUGCCGCCGCUGCCGCAGGAGCUCGGGAGCACCUCGGCGGUGGGGUACGGAGGCGGUUAUAUGGCGCCUCCGCCUCCGGGGCCGGGUAGUAGCUACUCCGGGUAUGGUUAUGGAUAUGGGAAUGGGAAUGGAUGGUAG